Bombina bombina (fire-bellied toad) is the source of this 1623-nucleotide messenger RNA. Its product is annotated as myosin-2 heavy chain-like. The transcript is spliced from 12 exons. The record is from RefSeq and is a predicted model, not a curated record. Lineage: Eukaryota; Metazoa; Chordata; Amphibia; Anura; Bombinatoridae. Bases 1 to 1614 code for a protein of 537 amino acids.
AUGACAUCAUUGGAACCACCUCUCAGUCAGAAAGAUGAUCUCACAUCCAAGGUGGACAACCUUGAAAAACUGCUGGAAAAGGAAAAAGAAGAAAAGAAGCAAAUGGAAAAUGUGAUAUUUACUUUGAAAGAGGUAAAAGGCUAUAGGUCAUUGUUCAAACAAAUUGUGGUGCUGCAAGUAAAUUCAAGGAAUCGCCUUCCACAAAUGGACAAAUGGGCAUCCUUAGAGGAGGUGGAUUCUGAGUUGAUUCUGGUGCGAGAGGAACUACAGAAGGUCUGGGACAUGUUGAAAACAAAGGACAGUGAGCUGGAAGAGCAAAAUCUGGAACUGGAGUCUGCCCGAGGCCAGUAUACUGAGUGCAGCACUGAGAAGGCGAGGUUGGAACAGAUGGUGUCUUCCUUGCAGCAACAGCUGACAGAGACGGAACAGUCACUGAAGCAUCUCAAGCAAUUGAGGGAAAUGGAGAAAACUGAGAUGGAUAUUGAGAGAUCUUCACUGGAGCUAAAGCUUGCAGAGAUGCAGAUGCAGAAUGAGAAUGUCUCCUACAGGUCUGAGUCUAAAUCAUUUAAAUUGAAUCCAAAUGAAAAGCAGUCUGAAGUGAGUUCUCAAAUAUGCAGUCGCUGUGAAAUAUUCAUGCAACAACUGGAUAAGGCCAUUCAAGAAUGCCAGGGGCACAAUAUGGAGUUGCAGAAAGAAAAGAGCCAGACUCUGGUAUGUCUGCACCAGCUUCAAGAGGUUGUUAAGGACCUUUCCAAACAAACCAAAGUAAAUGAACAGGUAGCUCAAGUUUUGCGAGUGGAUAAUGAAUCUCUUAAAAACCAACACAAAUUAGUCACAGAGCAGCUCAAGGGUUUGUUUAAAGAAAGGAAUAAGCUGACUAAAGCCUAUGCAAAGCUUCCGAAGGAAGAGAUAUCUGCUGAAGAGUGGGCAAAGAAUUCCAAGCUGGUGAAGAACGUUUUGAGUUCCGUUAAAGCACAUGAAAUGGGUGAGGAGGACCAAGAACAUGAUAUCAGGAAUCUGCAGAGGCAGCUUGCAGAAAAAUCAGAAAUGAUCUCAAAAAUGACCUCUGAAAUCAAAGUGUUACAGGAAAAAAACGAGUCUUUAAUGAAAGCUAAACUCCGUUUCCAGCAGCAGGUUCAGCAGAUUAGGAGCGUUUCACAGCCAGACCGAAAAAGAGAUGUGUCAGAUCCUGUAGUACCUCGACUAUCUGUUGAUAAUGAGACAGUAUCAAGAGGUUCACCUAGUGGUAUCAGAGAAAGACUGGACACAUUAGAAAGCCAAGACUCUUCAGCACCAACAACUGAUUAUCAAACCUCAUUACAAAGUACCUCAGAAGGAUCCUGCACAACCUCUUCUCUGAAUUCUAGGACACCAACACCAAUCAGCACAAGGAAUACACCUACAUCACUAAUGCGACUCGGUCUUCCUGUAUCGCAAGGGAAGAAAUGGAGAAGAUCCCCAGAGGAAUCUCCCUUAAGUCCCAGGAGUCAAGUUGAUAGCGAAGCUAGCAGUGAUACUCACGGAUCUCUCACUCCAAGAGCUUCUGCUUUGCUUUCCCCUAGGCCAUACCGUCCUCAUAAGUCAGGACAAGUCUUUCGGUUUGGAGAGAGCUAAGAAAAUACA